AUGAGUGUGAGGUUUGUGGUGACACAUUCAUCAGGAAGAGCCAUCUCGAGGUUUGCCCGUGACCCGUGCACCCAUUUCCUGGACCAGCGGGGUGAACACCACUUCCGGGAGCCCCAGGGACCCCCUCCCCCAUGGGCGACGCACGGACUCAAGAUCUCCCAUAAUCACCCACCUCUCCUUGCCUGUGACAUCAAGAUCAAGGUCAAGAUCAACGGAAGUAAACAGAGCAACGCUGCGGAGUCUGCCACGCCGCCCACGCCUCCACGCCCACCCAUGCCUCCACGCCCGCCCAGUGCCCCACGCCUCCACGCCCACCCAGUGCCUUCACGCCCAUCCAUUGCCCCCACGCCCACCCACUCCACCCCAUUUCCCGAGAGCAUGUGA
This is a messenger RNA of Eriocheir sinensis (Chinese mitten crab), 384 nucleotides long. Its product is annotated as proline-rich protein 2-like. The record is from RefSeq and is a predicted model, not a curated record. NCBI's taxonomy places the organism in Eukaryota, Metazoa, Arthropoda, Malacostraca, Decapoda, Varunidae. The transcript is spliced from 5 exons. Bases 1 to 384 code for a protein of 127 amino acids.